UAGGCAGAGAUAAGAAGACAGUUCACCCAACAUAAAUGUUUAUAAAUUGUUGGUAGGUUACUCACCAAAACCAUAACCAUUUGGCAACACUCAUUUUUCCUCCUUAGUGUAUAUAUAAUUUUCUGAUACUACUAUAUAGUAGAUGAGCUAGCACCUUGUUUUGUAAAAAAAAAAAGAAGCCCUAUUUACUGAAAAAGGUAGCGCGUUUGUGUGAGUUGUGACCCAAAAACACUUUUGCUCCAGUGUAUGGUGUUUUUUUUUCUCUGGCUAGCUCUCUUCCCUUUUCCUCUCCAAGUUCCUCAACUACCCUCAUUUAUUUCCCUUCAUUGAUUGCCUGCCUCACUUGAACACCCUGUUGCAAUCCCUCUAAGAGAGAGAAAGAGUAUGUGUGAGAACAUGGAGAAGAAGCUCUAGUGUUGUGUGUGUGUGGUUUCUUCUUCAAGAGUGAGAGAGAGAGGGACAGGUGGGUGUCUUCACCUUUAAAGGCCUCAACUAACUUCUCAGAGAGCAUUUAUAUUGGUGCAUCUGAUGAGAGAGAAAAGGGUGGUGCAUUGUCAAGAAACCAGUCUGGCCACAAUAAAUCUUCACUAAACAACUUCACCUAUAAAUCUCUCUUCACCAUUACACACUUACCCUCAUUGUACUACUACUACACUCACUCAUUCACCUUUACAUAAACAAACACAACCUUCUUCACUUUCCUUCACUUCUCCAUUUUCCUCUCUUUCAAUCACCCCAUAUUCAAAAAUGCUCCUCAUUGUUCACACCCAUUCUUGAAAGGUACCUGUUUUUCCAACCACCCCAUUUCUUAAAAAAACUAUUUUUCCUUCAAGUUUCUUCAUCAUUUCUUGUAGUUUUGAGUCUUUGGUUAUUGGGGUGGUUGCACUUGCACUAUGGAAACUUGCACGGCUCUGUUGUUUUUAACGGCCAUCACAGCAUACUUGAUAUGGUUCACGUUCAUCUCACGGUCGCUGAAGGGUCCACGUGUCUGGGCCUUAUUGGGCAGUCUCCCGGGCCUCAUUGACAACUGUGACCGCAUGCAUGACUGGAUCUGCGACAACCUACGCGCGUGUGGCGGCACGUACCAGACAUGCAUCUGUGCAAUCCCCUUCCUCGCCAAGAAGCAGGGUCUCGUGACUGUCACGUGCGACCCGAGGAACUUAGAGCACAUACUCAAGACACGCUUCGACAAUUACCCUAAAGGCCCCACGUGGCAUGCUGUCUUUCAUGAUCUGUUGGGUGAUGGGAUCUUUAACACCGACGGUGACACGUGGCUGUUCCAGCGCAAGACAGCUGCGCUGGAAUUCACUACCCGAACGCUGCGCCAAGCCAUGGCUCGGUGGGUGAGCCGAGCUAUCAACCGGCUCUGCUUGAUUCUUAAGAAAGCUAAAGAUCAAGCAGAGCCGGUUGAUCUUCAAGAUUUGAUGCUUCGGCUCACUUUUGAUAACAUUUGUGGUCUCGCUUUUGGGCGAGACCCACAAACUUGUGUGUUGGGUCUGUCAGAUAACCGAUUUGCCACGGCUUUUGACCGAGCCACCGAAGCCACGUUACAACGGUUCAUUUUGCCUGAGGUGUUGUGGAAGGUUAAGAAAUGGCUUCGGCUUGGACUGGAAGUGAGCUUGAGCCGAAGCCUUGUCCAUGUGGAGGACCAUUUGUCAAAUGUUAUUGAGAAACGCAAGGUGGAGUUGUUGAGUCAACAAAAAGAUGGUACUCUUCAUGAUGACUUGUUGACUAGGUUUAUGAAGAAAAAGGAAUCCUACACGGACAAGUUUCUCCAACAUGUGGCGUUGAAUUUUAUCCUAGCUGGACGUGACACUUCAUCGGUGGCAUUGAGUUGGUUUUUUUGGUUGGUGAUUCAGAAUCCUAAGGUGGAAGAGAAAAUUCUACGUGAAAUUUGUACAAUCCUAAUGGAGACACGUGGUGAUGAUAUGGCAAAGUGGUUGGAUGAACCAUUGGACUUUGAGGAAGUUGACCGUUUGGUUUAUCUCAAGGCUGCAUUGUCGGAGACACUAAGGUUGUACCCUUCAGUGCCGGAGGAUUCAAAGCAUGUGGUGGCCGACGACGUGCUGCCGGACGGAACAUUCGUGCCGGCGGGUUCAUCGGUGACAUAUUCGAUAUAUUCGGCGGGGAGGUUGAAGUCCACGUGGGGUGAGGAUUGCAUGGAGUUUCGCCCUGAGAGGUGGUUGUCAUUGGAUGGAACAAAGUUCAUCAUGCAUGAUUCUUUCAAGUUUGUGGCAUUCAAUGCUGGUCCAAGGAUAUGUUUGGGGAAGGAUUUGGCUUACCUGCAGAUGAAGUCAAUUGCUGCGGCGGUGCUGCUCCGGCACCGCCUUGUGCUGGUGCCCGGCCACCAGGUAGAGCAAAAGAUGUCACUCACUCUGUUCAUGAAAAAUGGGCUCAAGGUCAAUGUGCAUGAGAGGGAUUUGAGAGGGGUUAUCACAAGUAUUAAAAAGGAAAGGGAGGAAGAUGUUGAUUUGAGAAGUAACGAAAGUUAGUGUGGUGUUCAAUAGAUGAAGCAGAGGGUGUUGGAGGUUUUUGAAUGUGGAGACAGGUUCAAAUGAGAAAAAUUCAGACCCUGGGGCUUUAGCUUAUAGAACAAGAGAACAUAAUUUCCUUUUAAGAAAAGGGUAUAUUCAGAGUAUUUAUAAUUCUUAUGAUAAAUUGUGGAUGGAUUCUUUUUCCAGGGUCAUGGGAUGGAUGAUUGCUUUCUCAAUCCAUCGUUCCUUGUAGAAUCCUUGCAAAUAUUCAUUGUAUUCUUUAUUUCUUGUCGGUUUUGAUGUUUCUAUUUAAUUUUACUGGUGGUGAGAGCUAAACUCACAUUUCACAAUGUUGAAUGUUGAUGUUCAUAAAAGAAUGCCUUACGUUUUAUGAAAGUAUAAUGAUCGGAUUUGACUCUUUUGUCAUA
Messenger RNA from Glycine soja, 2902 nucleotides. RefSeq names its product cytochrome P450 86A8-like. The record is from RefSeq and is a predicted model, not a curated record. The transcript has a single exon. Gene Ontology annotation, molecular function: oxidoreductase activity, acting on paired donors, with incorporation or reduction of molecular oxygen; monooxygenase activity; iron ion binding. Bases 894 to 2492 code for a protein of 532 amino acids. Lineage: Eukaryota; Viridiplantae; Streptophyta; Magnoliopsida; Fabales; Fabaceae.